UCGGCCGUGUUUAGGGGGACUCUCCAAGGGGGUGGAAACUGGGUGUUGCCCGUUUUUUUACGUAGACUCAAUCCAAGCAGCAACUCACACGGAGAUUGGAGUUCAGUCAGCGCGAGCACUGCAUAACGGCAGCUUCGUCGAGACACUUCUUCGUUAACCGGCUUUAAAAACAUCCUCCAGAAACCGACACCAUGGGCGUGGAAGGAUGCACGAAAUGCAUUAAAUACAUGCUCUUCUUCUUCAAUUUCAUCUUUUGGCUGGCUGGUUGUGUUAUCUUGGGGGUUUCUCUCUGGCUUCGUCAUGACAAUAAAACAAGCAGUCUUCUGGAACUGAAGUAUGAGGGCGCAGAACCACCCAGCACCUUCUACAUCAGUGUCUACAUCUUGAUCGCUGUCGGUGCUGUGAUGAUGUUUGUUGGAUUCCUUGGUUGCUAUGGAGCCAUACAGGAAUCCCAGUGUCUUCUCGGAACAUUCUUUGCCUGCCUGGUCAUUCUGUUUGCCUGUGAGGUUGCUGCCGGAAUCUGGGGAUUCAUGCACAAAGACAAGAUCUCCAAAGAGCUGAUCACUUUCUAUGACUCUGUGUAUGACAGAGGCGUUUCACUUACAGAUAAUGAGCAAAAGCAGGCUGCCGCUACUGUCUUGAAGGUCUUUCAUGAGACUCUUAACUGCUGUGGCAAAGGAACCCUGUUUUCAGGUGCUGCAAUGUGGCUUUCAGACACCUGUCCUCAAGACAAAAAAACUUCUGACAACUGUCACACCAAGAUCAAAGAGCUUUUCUCUGAGAAGAUCUAUCUGAUUGGCAUCGCCGCCUUGGUUGUUGCUGUUAUCAUGAUCUUCGAGAUGAUCUUCAGCAUGGUGCUUUGCUGCGGCAUCAGGAACAGCCCUGUUUACUGAAACAGAAGGGCAAGAUAUUACCUUUAAAACAUCAGCCAAAAAAAAUUGUGUUUUAUAUCUACCAUCUCCUAUUUUGUUUUGUAUCUACCAUUGUUUCCUAAUGUAGUCACCCUGUCCAGUUCCUGAGGACUCAGAACAAUUUUUGUGCAUUUUUUUGUUCAAAUGUUGCAGUGGAACCACCAACAACUAGUCUGCUAUUGUUUACGCUGUAGUUGGCAAAGACUAGUUGUGAUCUGUAGCUAUAGCAGUAGACUUACAAACACAGUACAUUAUCACAUGAAGAAUUGAUUCAUUUAUUUGCUUGUAGUUUUUUUGUGUUAACUUUGGAAGUACUGCUAUUGCUAUUGGUUAAUAUCAUUCUUUACGUAUGUACAUGUAUAAACUGUAUAUAUUUGCAGCCCUGUAUGGCUCUUAAGCAUGAAUCUUGUAUUGAACACUCCUGUCCAUCUUCCUCUCUGAGACUGCUGUUUGUAUGUUCACGUUUCUUCCUGAGAAACCACUAAAUAAACAGUGUUAGCUAGGUGAGAGAGCAAGUCAGAAUAGAGUGCUUAUUGAAAGUGAGAGUAAAAGGAUUAAUAUCGUUAAAGACCCAUGUAUACUUCAUUUUCCGCGUUCUGCUCCGUCUAGCAUACAGUUGAACGCUCGAGCCAUUCAAAAUACACUCCGUAGACAGCGGUCUAGGACGGACGCGUUGGGCGCCUGCGCACUACCCAGUGAACCUUCGUUUUCAAGGCUUCACUCGGACAGUAUGCACUGACAUUAGCGGACUUGCGUCACACGGACUGUCAGCUAGAGUGGAAUUCGGACAAGGAAAGUAUACUUCCGGUUUAAAAUUAUUGAAGUUGACGAGCACUGCGUUACUUUCUGCUCAGUCGGUUCAAAAUUGACUAUACCGGGUUCUGUGGGUCAACAAGUUAAUGGCAGUCAACAGCACUUAUAAUGUUGAUUACCACAAAAUGUAGUUUCCUCUCCUUAAUAAACAGCAACAAUUUGGGUUACAAUGAAGUACUUAAAAUGACAGCGAAUGAGGCCGAUUCGUAAACAUUACAAUUUUACAAUUUAGUUGCCAUAACAAAUUAAGUCUAGAACCUUAAUGUAAGCGUGUAUAAAAUGAAGCAUUUCUGUUUUAAAUAGCCUGCUCUAGAAAGUUACAAAAUUCACUUCUAUUUUAAGUGCCUCACCGUAGCAUUGGUUUUUGCCGUUUUCAAGAGUCAAAAUUAGUUUUUGUGGCAACAUUACGCCGCAAUUGUUAUAAAUUGAGUUUAACUUGCGAAUCAUAUUGAACCUGGAAUAUACCUUUAAUGGCAGAAAGGGCACUGAUCUAUGAUCAUUGUGUUUCUUAUAUGUGAGAUCACAUAGACGAGAGAGCUGAUCCUAGAUCAGCACUCUUGCUGUGGAAAGCUGUAAACCUAGAGCUUCUGAUGCCCGCUACAAUCUACAGUCUCUUUAUGCUCUCUUAAUACACUGUAAUGUAUUUUUCUGGAUGCCCGUCAUACAAGGAGUUGGACCACAUGUAGAUUCACUGCCCCAGUCACUGAAGUUCUGGCCCUCUUUGCAGUGAUCCAAGCCAUAGAGAGGAUUCAUACAUACCUGCUAGCCUUAUUAAUGAAACACCCUAUCCCUUAAUCACUUAGAUAGCAAAUCCAGAUUGAUUCCUAAUGGAACCGUCUAUGCUGUCAUAGCUGUAAUGUGUUAUGAUUUCACUCGACUGGAAAAUCCAAGGAGUUUGCGUGAUUGUCUGUAUGUACAUUUGUGAUAUCAGUUGACAGUGAGUUUGGAAGGACAUGCUUGGUUGGUUAUAGGAUUGACAAGCUCUAACUCUUCACUGCCACCUCUAUCACAGAUGUAGUUGCUGUAAUACCGUGUCACCUUCACUAGGUGGCGCUCCAGUAGUAUUCGCUUUGAAAACUGGUGACUACACUCUUAGUAUGCCUGUGUACAUGUCUGUCGUGCACUUAUUCUUCUAGACCGCACUAAUACGAAGCGCCCUCAUCCCUGAUGCAUAAAUACCAUAAGAUUUGUGAUUUACUACAUGCAUUAUGCAACCCUGUCUUGUUAACACAUAAUGCCUAUGCUGAUAUUCUUAGAAAGUGUCUUGUAAUAUGUACAGCUAUAUAGUAUACUAAUUACCAUGUAAAGACAAUGUAUGCCUUUUAAUUGUGAUAUCGUUUUUUUCUGGUACUUGUCAAAAAAUGCAAUGAUUUCAUUUGAAGCAUGUAAGAAUUUUGGGGGUCCUGACAAGUAAAGCAUGAUCUUCUAACUAUUAAAUAUUAUGAAGGAGAAACAGUUGUUUAUGAAAUUAACUGUUGAAGUUACAACACAUCAGCGUAUUUGUACACUAUCAAAUGUUACUGUUGUGUUGACAGGAUCUCAUACUUAUCUGAUACCCAAAUUGACAACUGUAACUCAAGCUCUCUUUACCCUGACGCACCAAUUAUAGAUUUUGGUCUGGUUUUGUUGCCCAAAUAUUUAGAAAUUAAAUGUAUUUUACAAAUAACA
This is a messenger RNA of Onychostoma macrolepis, 3392 nucleotides long. RefSeq names its product CD81 molecule a (gene cd81a). Gene Ontology annotation, cellular component: membrane. Bases 192 to 893 code for a protein of 233 amino acids. The transcript is spliced from 8 exons. The record is from RefSeq and is a predicted model, not a curated record. NCBI's taxonomy places the organism in Eukaryota, Metazoa, Chordata, Actinopteri, Cypriniformes, Cyprinidae.